This is a messenger RNA of Opisthocomus hoazin, 1584 nucleotides long. The record is from RefSeq and is a predicted model, not a curated record. NCBI's taxonomy places the organism in Eukaryota, Metazoa, Chordata, Aves, Opisthocomiformes, Opisthocomidae.
AUGGCCGUGUUUCGGUGGUACAAGCUUCGAUCCAAACCAGGGAAGAAAGAAAAGGAGAGAGGGGAGAUCGAAGUGGAUAUCCAGUUUAUGAGGAGCAACAUGACAGCCAGUAUGUUUGAUCUGUCCAUGAAAGACAAGUCUCGCUCUCCCUUUGGCAAGCUCAAAGACAAGCUCAAGGGGAAGAGGAGCAGUGGCCUUUCCGACACGGCGUCGGCGAUCAUUCCCAGCACGACUCACUCCCCCGCUGACAGCGAGGAUGAGUCGGUUGAGAAGGAAAAGAAGAAAUCAAAGUUCAAAGCCCUGUUUUCUAAACCUGGCCUGCAGAAGACUUCUCUCUCCCAGUCCAUGUCAGUCCUACCGACGCAGUCGCCUGUCACCGGGAGGGUUCGGCUCCGGCCCAGCGACUUCCAGUCGCAAUGGGACGACGAUGAUGACGAGUUUGAGAUCUCUCCGACCUCAGAAAAAGCCUUUGGAAAUGUCCUGGAAGAGAAGUCCUCUCCUCCUCCUGUAUUGAAAUCUCGUAAAACAGCAACUUUGGACAGCAGGCAGCUAAACCAAGUAACCGCUGGCCACACCAAGAAAGAAGGGCUCUCUUUGUUCAGUGGCCUUAAAUCCAAAAACGAUCCUGUGUCCAAGUCUAGUCUGUGCAUCAAUGGCAGUCACGUUUAUAUGGAAGAGAGCACGACGAAAGACAGCACUCCUGCAUCUACCCCCUCUCCUCACAACUUCAGGAGGAAGCAGCUCUUUGCUUCAGAAGAGAACCUGUCCUCCAGGCCUGCUAAAGGCCCUGAGGAGACGGGCAGAACGUCUCCUAGCCAUGCUUUCUCUGGGUCUGCAUCCUUGGAGACCUUUAAAUCUAUGACUUUGCCGUCGUACAAAUUGCUUUGCAGUGAAGAAUACCUGGAAACCAGCGCUCCUCCGAGUGUCGAGGUUGUUAAAGAGACCAAAAAAGCGGACCACAAAAAGUCUGCCGUACUCUCUCUGGUCACGGGGAAGAAGGAAGCGGUGAAGACCAGCAGUGCCGAGAAUGUUUCUGACAGGACCCUGCAGGAGGAGGAAAACAGAAUUCCAGAAGAGAAGAGCAAACAAGAGGCCGAACACCGUGAGCUUCCAGCAGAUUCAAGCAGAGGGAAUCCUUCGGAAGACAGUCACCGCGCAGAAGACGUCUUUGCAAAUCAGCAGCCGCUCAACCCUUUUGAGGAAGAACGGAAACCUGAAAAAGCUGCAGCGCCGGCAAAGACCAAAGCUGUCAAGCCCAGACUCCACCCUGUGAAGCCAAUGAAUGCCACGGCAAACAAAUCUCAAAGUAAAAACCUGAAUGUCAUCAGCACGAUGCACGAAAAGCUGCUGGAGGUGAAUCUGAAGAAAUACGAUCCUUCAGAUCCGGCCUAUGCUUAUGCUCAGCUGACACACGAUGAGCUGAUCCAGCUGGUCUUGAAGCAGAAGGAUACGAUUACCAAGAAGGAUCUCCAGGUGCGUGAGCUGGAAGACUACAUUGAUAACUUGCUUGUCAGAGUCAUGGAAGAAACCCCAAACAUUCUUCGUGUCUCAACGUCUGGAAACAAGAAAGCUGGAAAGAUGUGA